AUGAGUUCCAAGUUUGCAAACCGCAGAAAGCCCCGUAAGAUUGGCGGGGACGACGAGGAAGAUGACGGCGAACAAGAUAUCGGGCCGGUUGUUAAGCGCCCUGUUUCCUCUAAAACGAAGCAAAAAUCCAAAACGCGCCUGUCGUUUGGCCCCGGAGAAACUUCAAUGGCCGAAGAUGGCGAACAGGAAAGUGAAGUGGUAAUACCGAAACGGCAAGGACUUGGGAGGCGAGCACUGGAAAAUAAUGUCUUGCAGAGGUCGCUCACGCCAUCGGGAUCAGGUGGCCAGCUUCCACUCAGGGUUGGCCCAGAACAAGAUCGGCCAAGCUAUAGCAAUGAAUAUUUGAAGGAGCUUCGGAAUUCAACACCUUCAACGCCAAAGAAUGCCACCGAUGACGAUAAAGAGAAGACUAUCGAUGUUGCAGCAAAGUUCGGCGAAGUUAUGAAAGUCACAGCACCGGCCGCCAUUCCUAGCGAAGCGGAAAUUAGAGAGAAAAAAGAAAGAAGAGCGCGCUUGGCCAAAGAGCAGCAGCAUGGCAUCUCAACAGAGAAGGACUUUAUCUCGUUGGAUGAUACUAUGGAGGAUGAAGAAUGGGACUCAAGAAAUGAAAAAGAGGAUCUAAGGGACACUCGGUUGAUUCGGGACGAUGAGGAUUUCGCAGAGGGCUUCGACGAGUUUGUGGAGGAUGGCCACAUAACUUUGGGGAGAAAAGCUGAGCGUGAGAGGGUCAAAAAGCAGCGCGAAGAAAUGCGAGGGCUCAUUGAAGAUGCCGAAGGUAUCUCGGACGAAGACGACUCGGAUUUAGAGGAAAAAGCGGCUUACGAAGCCGCCCAAACAAGGGCUGCCAUGGGCCACAGCGGCAAGGACUAUACAGAUCGACCAAAGACUCCUCCCAAAAUGACCUCCCUUCCACGCCUAUCAACCUGUCUUGACCGUCUACGCACAACCUUGGCCGUCAUAGAAAAGUCGAAAACCCAGAUGAUCGAUAGAAUGGAAGAACUAAGAAAGGAAAAGGCCGAUAUAGCUGUGCGAGAAGUAGAGAUCCAGGCUUUAAUCAAAGAAGCUGGGGAUAACUACGAGAAACUCAAACAGGAAGCUGGGCGCACUCCUGGCUCGGACGAGGAUACAGCCGCCGAGCGAGGAUUAGAGAGCAUCGGCAAUUCCAUGGCAGUAUCAACAAGAAACUCCGAGGACGAGACGUGA
Aspergillus pseudotamarii is the source of this 1203-nucleotide messenger RNA. RefSeq lists its product as uncharacterized. Gene Ontology annotation, biological process: spliceosomal complex disassembly; mRNA splicing, via spliceosome. Gene Ontology annotation, molecular function: DNA binding. Lineage: Eukaryota; Fungi; Ascomycota; Eurotiomycetes; Eurotiales; Aspergillaceae. The transcript has 2 exons. The coding region runs from base 1 to 1203 and encodes 400 amino acids. Gene Ontology annotation, cellular component: nucleus; U2-type post-mRNA release spliceosomal complex. The record is from RefSeq and is a predicted model, not a curated record.